Molecule: messenger RNA, 1770 nt
Organism: Fragaria vesca subsp. vesca
Lineage: Eukaryota; Viridiplantae; Streptophyta; Magnoliopsida; Rosales; Rosaceae
Exons: 10
Coding region: 210-1475 (421 amino acids)
Biological process (GO): mitochondrial fission
Cellular component (GO): mitochondrial outer membrane
Source: RefSeq, a predicted model, not a curated record
UGUUGUGAGCGAAAUUGUAUUCAUCAUUUCGAGAAAAAAGUUAAAAGGGAAAAAUUUGGGGACUGAAUUUUCAAUAUAACAACAAAAGAGGGGCAUUUUGGCUAUAACUGCCCCCCGUCUUCCUCUUUGGCACCUAUUCAUUUCCAGUCUCUCUCUGCUCUCAUUUCUUCGUCUCAAGGUUUCUGUGAAGAUCUAAAGUCUCAAUUGCAAUGAGGCCGAUACGUCUUCCAGAGCCGCCCAGCCCCAAAUUGGGGACGCCGGAAAUCUUUGAAGGCGGUGUCUCCGGCGUCGUUCGUCGCGCUGUCGUAAUUGGCAACGGCUUCCCUGGUUCUGAGAAUCAGAGCAUCGGCUUGGUUCGCGCUCUCGGCCUCGCUGAUAAGCACGUCUUGUAUCGAGUUACAAGGCCAAAAGGAGGUAUAAAUGAGUGGCUUCACUGGCUCCCGGUUUCUGUUCACAAGAAAUUGGAUUGUGUCAUGAGGAAAAUGUUUAUUUUACUAAUAUAUCGGGGAAAGAGAGUUGGGUCUCUACCUACAGAAAAUGGUGGCGGUCUUGGUUUGAAAUGUGUCUUAGAAGCUGAUGUCCAGGAGAUUGUAACCAUGGCUCGUCAGACUUAUGAAACGGAUGGACCCAUACUGGUGGUAGCUUGUGGCAGGGAUACCAUUUCCGUUGCAAGUUCUAUUAGACGACUAGCAUCUGAAAACGUCUUUGUUGUUCAGAUACUACAUCCCAGGUUGCAUCUCAAUAGAUACGACUUGGUUAUUACCCCUAAACACGAUUACUAUCCUUUGACUCCUGAAGCACAGAAGCAGGUUCCUCAAUUUCUACGUGGGUGGAUAACUCCUCGUGAACCUCCUGACAGGCAUGUGGUCCUCACUAUUGGAGCUUUGCACCAAAUUGAUGCUAAUUCCCUUCGUAACGCUGCCAGUCAAUGGCGUGAUGAAUUUGCAGCUCUACCAAAGCCCUUACUCGUGGUGAACAUUGGUGGUCCUACAAGCAAUUGUCGUUAUGGUGUGGACCUUGCAAAGCAAUUGACAACCUAUCUGCUUAGUGUUCUUGUAAGCUGUGGAAGCAUCAGAAUAUGUUUCUCUAGUAGAACACCUGAAAAGGUAUGCAGUGUUAUAACAAAGGAGCUUGGAGGUAAUCCUAAAGUUUACAUUUGGGAUGGUGAAGAGCCAAACCCACAUAUGGGCCAUCUGGCGUGGGCCGAUGCGUUUGUUGUUACUGCAGAUUCUGUUAGCAUGAUAAGUGAGGUUUGCAGCACCGGGAAGCCUGUUUAUCUAACGGGAUCUGAGCAUUGUAAAUGGAAGCUUUGCGAUUUCCAUAAAUCACUCAAGGAGCGAGGAAUGGUUCGACCAUUUACAGGCUUGGAGAAUAUAUCAGAAAGCUGGAGUUAUCCACCGCUCAAUGAAACUGCGGAAGCAGCCAAUCGAGUGCAUGAAGCCCUUGCUGAGCGGGGAUGGAGAUUGCGAGCAUAGGCGUUCGAUAAUUCUGUCCUUGUAAAAAAAAAAAAAAAGUCCUUGUAAACAUUCUUCAAUCUUCUGAACAACAAAAAAAAAAAAAUUAGGGAACAGCUAAAGGCUGUGAUAGCUCAUAUAUUUGAUUCCUCCCCUUUAGGGGUCUUGAGAUAUGUAGAACGAAUACUAUCCGUAAUCGUGCGGCCUGUAAAAUAGGAAAGUGGUUGAGCUUUUCUUUCCUUUCUUUUUGGCAAGGGUGGGUUUGUUUUAGUGAAAAUAAUACUACUUAGAAAAAAAAAUCAUGGAUAUUCUUCUC